CUUGGGCCUGCUUUGGGGUUGGGGUCGACUGCUGCGGCGCUCCCUGCUGGGCCCGGCCCCGGCCCGCGGCCUGAGGGAAGAAUGAUUCCUGAUGGAGAGCGGAGCGUUGGGGGAGAGAUGUGACCCUGGUGUCGCUGUGGGUCGGAAAAGACUCGGCGACACAAGACAAGACACCCCAGCGCUUAGAACAGAGCUUGGCACACAGUAAUGGUGGAGUUUCAAGAAGGGAAGACGACUAUAAUUGAAGGCCGAAUCACGGAGACGGCCAAGCCCAUACCGGAACCCCCCAACCCCUCCGGCCAGUGCCCCAUCUGCCGCUGGAACCUGAAGCACAAGUACAACUAUGAGGACGUCCUGCUGCUGAGUCAGUUCAUCCGCCCUCACGGAGGGAUGCUACCUCGGAAGAUGACCGGCCUCUGUCAGGAGGAGCACCGCAAGAUUGAGGAGUGCGUGAAGAUGGCCCAUCGGGCAGGUCUGCUGCCAAAUCACAGGCCUAAGCUGCCCGAAGGGUUCGUACCCAAGAGCAAACCCCAACUCAAUCGGUACCUGACCCGCUGGUCCAGCCGCUCCGUCAAGCCCAUCUUCAAGAAGGGCCCCCGCUGGAACCGAGUGAAGAUGGCCGUGGGUUCGCCCUUGCUCAGGGAUAACGUCAACUACUCCGGGAAACCCCUGUUCUUCUACCAGUGACGCCCCCCGCCCCGCCUGCAACCUGGUCCAGGCCCCAGGGAGGAGGAAGAUCCCACCCGGCGUGGCCGUGACGUAACUCGUUUGUCCUGGGUCGGGGGCCGGCAGCUGUCCGGGGAGGGUGAGCCGGCCGGCCCCGAGAUUAGGGGACAGAAGUUUCACCCGAGGACUGUCAUAAACCCCUCUCCUGUUCUCACUCCUC
This is a messenger RNA of Tachyglossus aculeatus (Australian echidna), 886 nucleotides long. It is a transcript of the gene MRPS18A, whose product is annotated as mitochondrial ribosomal protein S18A. Gene Ontology annotation, cellular component: mitochondrial small ribosomal subunit; ribosome. The transcript has 7 exons. Bases 208 to 687 code for a protein of 159 amino acids. Gene Ontology annotation, molecular function: structural constituent of ribosome; small ribosomal subunit rRNA binding. The record is from RefSeq and is a predicted model, not a curated record. NCBI's taxonomy places the organism in Eukaryota, Metazoa, Chordata, Mammalia, Monotremata, Tachyglossidae. Gene Ontology annotation, biological process: mitochondrial translation.